Leptopilina heterotoma is the source of this 1972-nucleotide messenger RNA. Its product is annotated as progestin and adipoQ receptor family member 3. NCBI's taxonomy places the organism in Eukaryota, Metazoa, Arthropoda, Insecta, Hymenoptera, Figitidae. Gene Ontology annotation, cellular component: membrane. The transcript has 8 exons. The record is from RefSeq and is a predicted model, not a curated record. The coding region runs from base 306 to 1361 and encodes 351 amino acids. Gene Ontology annotation, molecular function: signaling receptor activity.
UACCGGACAGGGAAACCGCGAUUUGACCAAUCCACAGUCUGUCCAAAGACAUCCACCGGUCUAUUUGUAUAAUCGAAAUACUGGAUUGGCUUAUUAUAUCAAAAACAAAUUUUCAAAAAAAGGAAUUUUAAUUUUCGUUUAUUAUCGUGUGUUUUAUAAUUAUCCCCCUCGGAAGUGUUAUGAUCAGGUGGUAAUUUUUAAUUAUUCAAAGUCUCGUAAGAGACUGUUUUUUUUUCCUCUUUUAUUGGAUCUUUCAUAUUUUCUGGUAUAAACUGAAAGUGGAGAAAAAUAUUUAAGUCACUUCGAUGAUGAAAAUAUUGGCAGGCGUGGAGGAGGUGACGAGUGAAGAAAAAAAAGAUCUUCUCAAUGAUCAUGUAUGCAAUAAUCAUCAUGAAAAAAAUCCAAAAUCCCCUGCGGCGGAAGAUUCAACAAAAUCAGUCGCCUAUCAAAGACGAAUUGAACGUCCUAAAGAACCUGCAAAGUCACCAAUUAAGGGUCAGGUGACUGUUGAAGAUGAAGAAAGGAUGAGAAAGUUACUUCCUUUUCACUUAGCACCUGAAUAUCUUCAAUUUAAUCCUUUUAUACUUCACGGCUACCGAGGCUAUCUCACCACUAAAUUAUGUAUAGAAAGUGUAUUUUGGUGGACCAAUGAAACAAUCAACAUUUGGAGUCACGUUUUUGGAUGGAUGUUAUUUUUCGGAUUGACAUUCUACGAUCUCUGUCUAUUGAACAUUCAUGCACCAUUUGGCGACAAGAUUAUUGUUGCCUUGCUGCUAAUUUGUUUCCAGGCAUGUAUGAUCCUGUCGUCAAUUUAUCAUACAUUUUCUUGUCGAAGUGAAGAUGAUUACUGGUGUUUCCUAUCGUUUGAUCUCUUUGGCAUUGCUCUUAGUUUACUAGCAAUUUACAUGUCUGGGGUUUAUUACGCCUUCUGGUGUCAUAAGGGUUUACAACAAUUUUACCUAAUAACUGUUCUAUUAAUAUUUGUAUUCGCAAUGAUUCUACAAGUGCCAAAGUUCGAUAUUAAUGGCAAUAUAAAAUUGAUAGUUUUUGUUGCUUGGGCAGCUUAUGGAGUGUUGCCAACAUUGCACUGGAGUAUUGCUAUGGGUGGAAUGGAAAAUCCCAUGGUUCGAAUGCUUCUUCCUAGGGUACUAGGAAUGUAUGUCAUUAGUGGAUUAGCAUUUCUUAUUUAUCUUAGUAGAAUUCCCGAACGCUUUUAUCCAGGUAGUGUAGACUUUAUUGGAUCUUCUCAUCAAUGGUGGCACGCAUUAGUUGUUUUGGCACUAUAUUAUUGGCAUAAUACAGGAAUGCUGUACGUGGAGUACAGAAUGAAUCACGGCUGUCCUAGUAAUAUGAGAUUAUGACAUUCGAAUUUUGAGGAUUAUUAAGAUUUUCAAAAUAUGUCAAGUGAUUUUAUAAAUAAAUUCUACAAUAUGCUUAUUGUAUAUAUUAUAUAUAAAUUUCGUAUUGCUUAUACAAAUUCCUACUAAUGAUCUGCAUAUAUUUAUAAAUGUCCACAAAAGGAAAAUAAAUUUUUUUAUGAUCCCCCACAGCAUCUAAACAUGCAGCAACAUUGACAACAUUGCAUCAAUAUUGUGAAUUUUUUGAAGCAACAUUGUCAAUAUUUCUACAAGUUUAGAUGCUCUGGCGGAUGCUUUUCGUAAAUGUUUUUAAACGCAUUUAGAAAUAUGUUAAAAUAAAUAUAUCUGCAUUAAAAAACUUUAAAAAUACGUUCUCUAACAAUAACUAUUUUCAAACAAUUACAAAAUUUUAUUUAUUUUGAAUUUUUACAAUUUUAUUUCAAAUAAACAUUUGACUGAUUUAAUAAAUAAUAUGCAGUUUCAUGAAAUAUUGUACAUAGGAUAAGAAAUUAAAUAUUAAGUUUAGAUAAAUUGUUUUUUGUUAUUCUAGUGUAAAAUAAGAAUGACGAUAUAUUUAUAAAUCGCUCAAUAAUGUUUCAAUUAUUACAAAUAAA